AAGUCUUUGACAGCACUUCCUGGAGUGGUGUUUGUUGUGGGAAAUGUCCACGGUGCUGCUCAGCUGAGGAUUUAGGCCACAGACACGGUGGGAGAGACGGCACAAACUACCGGGCUACACCACCUCCAAGCAUGUGGUCGCGGCAGCUUUCGACCGGUAUCAGAUAAGAGAGACGAGACCGAGGAAGGACGAGCUGGAAAUAUCCCCGGACAGAGCAGAGCCGCCGACAGCACGGAGCUGUCGCGAUGUUGUAACUAAGCCAUGGACAGCAGGAUAAAGGAGAAUCCAGAAAGAACAUUUGAUCUGGUUGUACAAGUGGCAUGUCCAGCAUCUGAAAAUGAGGAUCCAACCGUGCUGUGGAGCUUCCCCCAGGACCACACAGACCAGGAGGUCCUUCAGACGAUACCAAAGUUCUGCUUUCCCUUUGACGUGGAAAGGGUUUCUCAGAAUCAAGUGGGGCAGAAUUUCACCUUUGUGCUGACGGACAUCGACAGCAAACAGAGGUUUGGUUUCUGUCGACUCACCCAAGGCUGCCGGGUCUGCAUAUGUCUACUCAGUUACCUACCAUGGUUUGAAAUCUACUACAAGCUGCUAAAUACACUGGCAGACUACCUUGGAAAACAACAGGAAAAUGACUUGAAUGACAUGCUGAAUUCUCUCUAUGAUCUUCCUGUGCCAAAGCCCUUCACGCCAGUCAACCUGAGUGUGAAUGAGCAGUUGUAUAUUGCCACUGGGCAAGUACUGAGAGAUCGGCGAAGCAAGGAGCCGCACUCCUACUUCAUCGCCCCGGAUAUCAAUGGUCUGCCAACUAUCCCUGAGAGUAGGAACCUGACAGAGUACUUUGUGGCUGUGGACAUCAACAACAUGCUCCAGCUCUACGCCAGUAUGCUGCACGAACGGCGCAUCAUCAUUACCUCAAGCAAGCUUAGCACUUUAACUGCAUGUGUCCACGGUGCAGCUGCUUUGCUCUUUCCGAUGUACUGGCAGCACAUCUUCAUCCCCGUGCUGCCCCCGCAUCUUCUGGACUACUGCUGUGCCCCCAUGCCAUACUUUGUGGGAGUUCACCUUAGUCUGCUAGAGAGAGUGCGCAGUCGAUCGCUGGAGGAUGUGGUCAUUCUGAAUGUGGACACAAACACCCUGGAGAGUCCUUUUGAUGACCUGCACAACCUGCCCAGUGAUGUGGUGUCCUCUCUGAAGAGCAAGCUGAAGAAGCAGUCAACGGCAACAGGGAGUGGCGUGGCCAGGGCCUUCCUGAGAGCGCAGGCCGCUCUGUUUGGUUCCUACCGAGAUGCCCUCAGAUACAAACCUGGAGAGCCGAUCACAUUCUGUGAAGAGAGCUUUGUGAACCAUCGCUCGAGCACCAUGAAGAACUUCUUGUCCAUGGCUGUCAACCUGCAGCUCUUCAAACAGUUCAUCGACGGACGGCUGGCCAAAUUGAACGCAGGCCGCGGCUUCACCGACGUGUUUGAAGAAGAGAUCACAGAGGGGGGCUUCUGUGGAAGUAAUUCAAGGUCCUACCAGCAAUGGAUGCACACUGUAAAGAGAGGAGGAGCCCUCUUCAACACAGCUGUGACAAAGGCCAAGGUUCACGCCAAGAGGGGCAUCCGGGACAUUAAGGGCAGACUUAAAGCAAGGGAAGAAGAGGAGGAGGGGAUGACGGUCUGUGCAGGGUCUCCCACCAGCACCAAGAGCUUGUCUCCAAGGAGACUGCAGAAGAUGAGACGGCAGAACUUCAACAAGUCUCCCAUGAGCAUGGGCCCUCGAGAUCUGGGCUACGGGCUCGACGAUGAUGAGCUGGACAGUGCGAGCAAGAUCUCCUCAGAGGACAGCGGUGACGUCCCUUCAUACACCGAGGACAGUGAUGACUCCUACUCUCUAGAAUUGGACAUCGACUCCUCCCGCUCAGGCCAGAUGAACCUGCUCGAGGAAAUCCUGGACUCUCUGAACACCACAACAAUAGAACAAGGAAAACUCAGCGCUGCCAAGAGCCUGGACUUCUUCAGGUCCAUGGAUGAUUUAGACUACACGGCCCCGGCAAAGCCUCCACCCAGCAGUGAUUCUAAACCUGCAGAUGCGAGCAGCGGUGGGGAUCAGGGCGGGUGGAACAUGGGUCAGGAUGACAGCGCGGUCCACGGAAAACACCUUCCACCGUCCCCCCGCCGACAGCCCAGCAAGAGCAGCCUGAAGGUGUCGAAAACACCGGCGACAGUUCCUGCCGUUCCCACCAUCACAGCUAUGCCCCCUUCACAGGACGCUGAUGUCUCCAAGUCACACCCGCAUCAAUCGUCACCCUCCAAGUCAGGCCCAGACCCUCAUCCUCCACCUCCAGGGCGACAACCAGAAAACCGCUUCUCCUACUCGCCCUCGAUGUCCCAUAGAGUCACCCCCAUGCCGCCGUCGCCCACUCUGUCACACACCUACAGUUCCCCUGUUUUUCACCCUAACUAUUCUCCUCUACCAGCCGGCCGGUCACGGACCAUCUCAGACCCUCAGGCCGGCUCUGAGCCUUGCCAGGUUCAGAACCAGACUGCCUCCACCAGCAUCCUGAGGAGGAAGGUGCUGUCCAAGGAGACGGUGAGGAACUACCAGGAAAAGGCCCUCCAGAGGCAGGGCAGCAAGGGUCAGCAUGAGGGUCAGAGGAGCCCGUCGAGGAACAGCCGGUCAACUAUGCAGGUCCAGUGGGAGAAAGACGUGUCCAAGGACGGGCUCCUUGGACUUGGCCUGUGUAUGGGUCAGGGUAAAGGCUCAGGGGCAGCUGUGGUGCAGGAUCAAGGCCUCCUCGAGGAGAUCGAGUCCAUGUGUUGCCUCGGCCCAGUUCUGCACACCAGCCUGCAGCUCUCACAGGUUCACUGCAACAACAGUCACCACCAGGUCCAGGGAAAAGCUACAGAUGAGUCCUAAGUGGCGUCAAGGAUUCAGUGUCUGUAAAAUGCCAUAAAAUCUCCUAUUACAACUGUCUCAGAGAACAUGAUCCGUUCUGACAUUUUUUUUUUUUUUUUAAUCUCAAAACUCAGAUAUGAGAUAAACUUUUGAACAAAUCAAAUGCAGGCCACCACUAACAAAUGGUUUCAGAACAGAGAACAAAAGGGGAUGAAAUGAUGCGUUGUGGUGUUCUCCAUUUAUCAUCGAUAUCCACGUUUCUAGAUUAAAGAUCUUAUAUGUAAUAAGUGAGAAAGACGGCUCGUUUGGAGAAUUUUCUUGAAAAAUACAUCGGAAUUAUCAUACAUAAAGUAAUUUACCUAAAAUCAGGAAAAAAAUGGGGCUUAAAAGAUUUUGGUUUAAAAUGGAAACAAACUUAAAUAAUCAUUUUUGAGGCAUUUAGACAUUUUUAAGUGCUUUUCCUCAGCCCGUAGCUGAGGUAAAUUAGUUAUUCUGCUGAAAUGACAGCAUCAUUUUUUAAAAACAAGUGAAUUGUCUUGUGAACUGUGAUUGUGGUGCUCAAUAACCACAAUCAGAGGCCAUAUUACAGUCUUUAUUCAUAUUUCACUUGUUUUAUUAUUUCAAUUUUCUCACAACAAAUUACUUGACAAGAAAGACAUUUUUGCAGUGAGUUUUGAACUCAGUUCAGUCUUUCUGUCUGUAAUCUUCUAAAUUUCUGAACAACAUUUCUAUUUUCAUAUGUUGUAUUUUUCAUUUUAUUAUAUAUUCACAUUACAGAACCCCCCAAAAAGAUGCAUGAAUUACAUUUUGGGUAAAUAAGUAGGCGGCGGGCAGUGGAGGAGUUUUUCAUCUUUGCCUGAAAGGAAUUUAGAAAAGUUUGAGUCGUUGUCUUGAUUAAGAAGGGACGAUAUCUCCUCAACUAACCAUCAUGUCGCUCUUUAACUCGGUGUUUUAAACAUUUCACAUAAUCAGUUUGCACUCGUGAAUUAACAAAUAUUACUCACUUAUUACUACUUGGUACUAAAAUGUUCUGAUCAGAAACAUUAAGACCGGAUUGUUCAGACAGACAAUCCACUCGGGCCUUUGAAACUAAUUACAUGUUGUGUUAUACGAUGUUUUUUAGUCACUAUACCUUAAUUGUAUGUGAUUUAAUUUUGAUACUCUGAUGUCUUAAUCGAUAGAUACGGCAGCAGGUACUUUGUAAUCGGAGUCACUGAUACGGUCAGAUCCAGCAGCAGUUCAUAGUUCCUAAACCACACUGUAUUUCUCUGGAUCAGUAGAAUAGUUAAUAUAUAUAUGACGAGCUUUAAGCUGCUGUUUUAAUUGCAUUCCAGGUAAUAGGAUGUAGGAACCCCUCUUCCUCUGUCUCCCUCCUCUUCCUCAGGAUCUGCAUCACUCUAUAAAGAUGCAAGUACAGUCAAAAUUUAAAAUAGAUGACCUGUAAAAGCCCAUGUCCAUGCCUCACGUCCUUUACUUUCACUUUUUCCACCAUCGCCACUCUUUUCCUCCCGUUGUCUCAUCAAAUCAAAUUCUCUGCUUUUUGCUACUUUCAGCACGUCUAACUCUCACUGUCCACCUUAAAAACUGGGGCCAGUUAUGGCCGAGCUCAUGAGGUUUGGCAUGGAGUUGGAAAAGGUGAACUUUAAAGGAUAUGGCUGGCAAUACUCCACAUUUUUAUGAUCAACAAAUCCCAUGGAAGGACCCAAACCUAACAGUGAUUUAUUCCCAUUAUUCCAUCUCUCAGUGGUUUCUGACUUCCCUCGCCGGUUUGUGGCUCCCAGCCUCAGAGUGGCAGCUGUUUGUUCCCACGAAACUUUUAAAAUGGACCACAAAUAUCAGGAAUAAAUAGUGUGUUUGUUUCAGCUGUAGAUUAUUAAGAAGGAUGAACUCACUGCUGAUAAAAUCAUUGUUGGUUUUGGGUUUUCCACAGGAUCCAAAAGAUCAGAUUAUCAUAGAACUCGUUAUCUUUUCAUCUGUCUUCGUUUCUUUCUGUCUCACAUGAGGAAAUGCAAUCUGUCCGUCUGGGUUAGAGUCGCACACUGUAAUAUGAUGCAGUGGUUGAUGAUUGUACUGUAAUGAAGCAAUAUAGUUCCCCUCAGAGUCGCUACAGGGAUGUAAUGUGCAGAGUCUAAAGUAUUUCUAUAACAGACUCUCCUGUGGAGAGAAACGCUGCGUCCAGAGAUUGUGGCUUCCCAUCAUUCUCUGCGUCGCCACAAACCCGGAGAAAAGGGGAACGCUUUUUUUCUUGUGCUUGUGUUGGGAUUAUUACAUUUAUGGUUCGUUGUUCUUAUGAUUUAUGCCAGACGCCAGUCGGUGUGGCAGUUUAAUAGCAGCUAUUUCUCCACUUUUUGAGUGCUGCUCUGCGUUAACGAUUUGCUCAUAAAGUCUUUGGCAUGCUUCUAAAAGCCCGAAAAUCAGUCCUAGUAAUUCCAAAAAGAAAGGAAAAAAACCUGACUCCAGAACAAUCUCUGCACUGGCCUUAUUCAUUGUAAACACUUUAAAAAAAAACCUUUUGUACUAUGCAAAUAUUUAAAAUCCUCAAAAAGGUCAGUUUUCUUUACCAGUAAUUACUAACUAUAAUUCAGGAUUCUACUCAAUAAAAACACAGAUGACUUUCUGAUGUAAGCGAGCCUCAUGUGUCCCUAUGAGAGUAAAUAAAUAAAAGACUAUUAUAAUGUGUGUGAGGUGCUGAGGUGUGUAAUGAUGGAGUGUAUGGCGUGCCUUAUACAGUUAGAGUACCACCCAGUAUGAUCACAGCACAGUCCAGUAUUAUAGGAUGGAGGUGUAUGCAAUGUUUUCAGACCACUUUUCACCGCAGUAAGAAACACUCUGAUCAUAGUGGAGUUUAUUUGAUGAACAGAUGCAAAAGCCCUGCUUGGACCUCAGAAACUCGCAUUGUUGUUGUAGCUGUUUGGUUGUGAGUUUGGGCUGCUGCUCAGCUGGAUGGUUCAGUGUUUUUCUUUGCUGCGGUGGUCUGUGGGUUCUUCCUGCUUUAAGACAGGAUCUCUGGGUUUGUUUUUGUAAAUUAGGUACUUCCUUUGAUUGUACUGUUAGGUGAUUGCUUGUAUAGUUUGUGCUCUUUUUAUUCUUUUUUGCUUUCCUUUCUUUUUUAUUUUAAACUUCGAACACUUACUCUGAGCUAACUGUAUUUAAAAAAUCUCUCAGAGGAGUUUCUCUAGUUGAUUUCAUAAUGAUGACAAAUUAUUUUCAAUUGAAUAGACGUGUAUUUUUGCUGGCUUGAGUAUAUUUUACAUGGAUAAUAUAUGAUUGGUGUUAUAUGUUGUAAAAAAAAAAAAGACACCUAAUAUUUGAAUGUGUUAGAUUUUAUUUUUGAAAAGAACAAAAGAGAAUAUUAACAAAUGUCCCCAUGUAGCCAUUUAUGUUCAGAAGCAUUUGACAACUUCUAAUCAAAAUACCCAGAGACUAACGCUUGCUCUACAUGGUACAACUGUUGUAUCUGCAUGUAUGUACCUGUUUGUGCUAUGAUUUAGUUGGUUUUGUUUUGGUAUUAACAUAAUUUCAGUAUUUGGCUCUUCCAUCAAAUUGAGAAUGGUUUACAUUAACAUCGGUACACUCGCUCUGCCUUGCUUUGAGUAUUGUGGAGUUAAAUGUAUCUGCAAUACAUUUUAUGUAGGAAAAGAAAAACAUUUCUUUUUUGUUCAGUUUUGUUUCUAGCUACUGUAAAUCUAAUCGUAGAAGAUUGUGGGGAGAAAUACUUGAACAGCCAGCUGCUGUUGAGGACGAUUUGAAAAGCUUUAGUAACUCUGGUUUCCUUUCACACUAAUGAUAUACAACAAAGAAGAAAUAAUUGUAAGGGGAUUUGCAUUUCAAUGUCUGCAGGCUCAUGAAAGCUAAGGAUACCGAUACUCUGCUUACAAUAGAGUGUAAAGUUAUCAGUAAAUAUAUAGUUAAUAUAACUGUCCUGAAAUUGCAAAUUCGUAGUGAGAGGGAGGCGGCAGAUUAUGUAGCAGCUUUUACUGAGGUAUGAAAUAAAAACACAGGUUCUGCUUUACAAAGACAGAAACAUCACUUCCCCUGAAAACAGACUUUCUCUGUGUCAGGAUCAGUACGCUGAAUGUUACAGUGAGCAUCUUUUUCUCAGUCUCUUGUUUGAGUAUUGUAAUGAUGAUUAACUCUUUGGUAUGACAUUUACUGAUUUUCUGAUACUGUGCACACUUGCAUGUUCUCAUUACAGAGGAAACAACUGUCUUAAACAACUGAGGUCAAUCUAAUGUGCUAUUGAUGAGUAACUUGGUACAACUGCACACAAUGUAUGCACUGUGAACUGAAAAUAAAUUAUACUGUUUCAUGCUUA
This is a messenger RNA of Amphiprion ocellaris (clown anemonefish), 7195 nucleotides long. It is a transcript of the gene dennd1b, whose product is annotated as DENN/MADD domain containing 1B. The record is from RefSeq and is a predicted model, not a curated record. Lineage: Eukaryota; Metazoa; Chordata; Actinopteri; Pomacentridae. Gene Ontology annotation, biological process: endocytosis; endocytic recycling. Gene Ontology annotation, cellular component: cytosol; intracellular membrane-bounded organelle; nuclear speck. The transcript is spliced from 23 exons. Gene Ontology annotation, molecular function: phosphatidylinositol phosphate binding; guanyl-nucleotide exchange factor activity. Bases 262 to 2901 code for a protein of 879 amino acids.